AUGAAUACUGCACCCACACAUCUCCAAAACCCCUCGCGGAGUGCCUCGACGGCUACCGCCUCCUGGACAGAGCAAAACUUGAAGGAGAAGGAUACCGAAUCACCUCGCUCAGGAUCAUCUGACGAGGGUGCCACCGACAAGAAAGAGACCAACGUAGAGCCUCAUUCCCAAGGUUGGCUCUGCGGUGGCAAGCAUCUCGAGGAGCUUCGCCAGGAUGAGAAUCUCAACCUCGACGGCCCCUUGACUGAGGUCGACAUCGAUCUGCCCCUCACUCGCACCCAAGUCAUCAACCAAGGCGACAAGCAACUAGUCGAACUCAAGUUCGCACCCGACGACAAAGAGAACCCCUUCAAGUGGGGUAAAUGGAAGAGACGAUUUAUCUCUACCCAACUCAACCUCAUGACCCUCUUCAUCGGUCUCGCUACCACCGCCUACAGUUCCGGCAUCAAUAGCAUGGUCGCCGAAUUCCAUCGAUCCGCCGAAAUGGGCCAACUCGGUCUUUUCACUUUCAACAUGACCUGUGCUCUUGCCCCUUUGUUCCUGGCCCCCUUCUGUGAGCUUGUUGGCCGUAAGGUCAUCUACGCUGGAGCUUACCUUCUCUUCUGUCUUUGCUUCAUCGGUCUGGCUCUCGGACAGAACAUCGCAACCAUUCUAGUCAUGCGUACAUUCCUCGGUCUCUUCGGUUGCGUUGGAACCAUUCUUGUCGGUGGUACCUUCAGCGACAUGUACGACGUGCACGAGCGUGCCAGACCCAUGGCUAUGUUCUCGUACGUGGCCAUUCUUGGUACGGUUGGUGCUCCCAUCUACGCUGGCUUCAUCGACAUGACCAUCGGCUGGAGAUGGAUCGAAGGCAUCCAGGGACUGAGCAACAUUCCACUCCUUAUCUGCAUCUUCCUCUUCUUCAAGGAGACUCGUGGAGGCGUCGAGCUCCAAAAGCGUGCCAAGGCGGUUCGCAAGGCUACUGGUGAUGACCGCUACCAGAGUGCCAUGGACUUUGAAACUCCCAGCGUCCAGGCUAUGCUCAAGGCCUCUUCCGUUAAGGCUAUCUACAUGUUGGCCACAGAGCCUGUCGUGUUCCUAUUCGGCCUCUGGAUCGCCUUCUCCUGGUUCAUUGUCUUCCUGUUCUUGUCCGUCAUCCCUAUCACGUUCCAGGAGAAGCGCGGCUGGAACGAGGGCGUUGGUGGCCUUCCCUACAUCUCUCUCUGUGUCGGUGUUACUCUCGGUUGGUUGGCCCAUCACAUUCAGAUGAGAAGAUAUCUUCGUCUUACCCAGGAUCCCAACCACAAGGUCGUCCCUGAGGACCGUCUUUGGGCCGCCCUUUGGGGUGCCGUCUGGAUGCCUAUCGGUCUCUUCAUCUACAGUUUCACUCAGUAUGGCUACUUGUCUUGGGUCGGUCCCACCAUCGCCCUCGCCCCUAUCGCCUUUGGUGUCUAUUUCAUUUUCGAGUCGACCUACAGUUACACUGCCGACUGUUACGGAGAGAGCUCAUCUUCUGCCAUCGCUGGCCAGGGUCUCAUGAGAAACACGCUUGGUGCCGUCUCGCCUCUUUUCGCAUCACAAUUCUUCCACAAUGUCGGAAGUCAGUACGCUGGUCUCAUUCUGUCUCUCAUCGCUUGUGUACUCACUCUGGUGCCCUUCGUCUUUUACAAGUACGGACACUUGAUGCGUGCUCGCUCCAAGCUUGCCAUUGUCUACUAG
This is a messenger RNA of Aureobasidium pullulans EXF-150, 1698 nucleotides long. RefSeq names its product MFS general substrate transporter. Bases 1 to 1698 code for a protein of 565 amino acids. Gene Ontology annotation, biological process: transmembrane transport. NCBI's taxonomy places the organism in Eukaryota, Fungi, Ascomycota, Dothideomycetes, Dothideales, Saccotheciaceae. The record is from RefSeq and is a predicted model, not a curated record. Gene Ontology annotation, molecular function: transmembrane transporter activity. The transcript has a single exon.